CUUAACGAAGCAAAGCAUUAUUGCAGUCGCAUUAUUCAUCCAGUGCACGAUCUGGACUUGAAGGCAGUAAGGAUGCUCAAUAUUUAUCGCCGAGAUGAGCUAUCUAUCCGCCACAAUAUCAAGAGUGGUUUCAUUGUAGAUCAGGUGCUUCGUAACACUACCGCUCAAAAGAUGGGCAUUAGAAGAGGAGAUGUCAUAGAUGUGAUGUCAUUGGAGCUUGGUACAACUUUAUCUGAGUUUGAAGACAAUCUUCUUGAAAUUAGUUGGCAGUUUCUGGAAAAGGAACUUGAUCCGAUUCUUGACCUGCAGAUUCAAGUCCACAAUCUCUAUGACAGAGAAAGCGUGUGUACUGUGUUGCCUAUGAGGUUCAGGAAUGCUACAGUGAAUCAACAUGAUUCACUUGAGUUCGAAGUUACCAAGAAGUGAUUGGAGGUUGUCAUCCGAGUUAAUAGAAGGCGAGAGUUUUGAUUCAUACUAGCAAUCAUCGUUGCAUGGUACCAUAUAUUGGAAAACUGGGAAUGUGUUUAUCAUUCAAUGGUACAUGCUCAAGGUGGUGUGUUGUUAUAGAUGGAAAUUAAGCACCUUCUCGUCCAAUA
This is a messenger RNA of Triticum aestivum (bread wheat), 596 nucleotides long. RefSeq lists its product as uncharacterized. Gene Ontology annotation, molecular function: protein binding. The transcript is spliced from 5 exons. NCBI's taxonomy places the organism in Eukaryota, Viridiplantae, Streptophyta, Magnoliopsida, Poales, Poaceae. The record is from RefSeq and is a predicted model, not a curated record. Bases 73 to 426 code for a protein of 117 amino acids.